UAACGAAACUCCCGCACCGCGACGAAUGCUUUUUAAUGUCACUUAGUGUUGUUUUCUUGUUGUCUUUUUCUGUGCGACCCUUCAGGAAAAACAGCGUCUGCCUCCGCCCCCGAAAAACAGUGCGGCAGGUCAAAGCUCUACCACGACAAACCAUGGGCUCUAGAUUGGGCAGGUGACCUUCAUAUGACGGGUUGCGGAGCCGUUGUCUUUUUGAGCGAUGACAAUGGCCUGAGUUGGUACUGCUGCGGAGGGGUGGAGAAAUCGGAAGCGGGGAGGUUUACCUACGACGGCAGGAAGUUCAAGACCUUCUUCCUUACGUCUGUCUAUGACAGUGAGGGGAAAAACUGGGUCAAGGAAGAUAAGAAGGUGUCUCUUGACCAUCGGCUCUUCCAAGGAUACAGGGUCAAGGCUUUGUCGAUGAAAGCGUUUGACGUGCAUGGGAACGGAACGGAGUUCCAAAUGCUGGAUCCGGAAAAGUUUCUUUCCAAAACCAAUGGCUACCGGGUGACUGGUUCCCUGCCUGUCGUCGACAGCGCUUUCAUGCUCAGCAGACCUUUGGUCCAAUUCAACAGCCCGGCGGACCAACUCGCAGCUUUCGUUAUGCGAUACAGGGAAGAGUUCGCGAGGCUGCCUGCUGCCCAGCAAGUUGACCGUGUUUUCGUGCCGAUUGACGCCCCGUCUUUGUCGGCUGCGGGGCCCAAACGGCGCCAAGAUCAACCGGCCAGAGCGGGUGGAAAGAGGAAGCAAUUGUCGACUGCCCCGCUUUCGUCGGCUGCGGUUGUCCAGGCUCUGCCUGCUCCGGUUCCGCCCUCGGAUCGGCAAGGUCGCGAUGCGGCCGAGCAGUCCAGCGAGGCCACAGACUACGACGACGGAGCUGUGCGCUAUCGGGCUGGUCCCCAGCAUCGUUCACGGGGAGGUGCAGGUGCCUUCGAUGGCGAGGAAUGCGAGGGCCAAGAUGGGGAGGGCGUUGGUUGGGAUGGGGAGGGCGGUGGUGAGGAGGGGGAGGGCGGUGGUGAGGAGGAGGAGGGCGGUGGUGAGGCGGACGACGGUAAUGAAGGAGAUGCUGAAGGUGAGGACGAUGGCAUGGACGAGGAGAGAGACGAUGUUGGUGAGGAAAUCAAAGACAAUCGCUCCUCCCAAUUUCACCCUGGCCACCACAACGAAUCGCAGGGGCGCCGUGAGGACGACGCCUGCCGCGUCGGUGACGCGGUCGAUGCUGGUGGCCAGCCUGCAGCCUCCCGCGGAAUGUCGCAGUCCUAUGACCGGACGAAGGAUGGGAGAGACGAACCUGGCUCACGGGGAAAGCGAAAGAGGGGAGAGGUGUCGACCUCUCCUGCGAGUCGAACAAAACAGGCGCGGGCCGGCGCGGUCAAUGAAGCUCGCGGAGCGUUGACGGCAUCACAGGAAGCGCGGGCUCCUCGGAACAGUGGUGGGGGGGGGCGAAGUGGCAUCCGCGGGGGCGGUCGCGGCGGCGGUAGGAAAGGCUCGCAGAGGUCCAGGGCACCUGAGCUGCGGGACUCGGGGGAUGAGGGCGAGGGGGUGGGGCCUCGCAUGCCCGAAGACAUUGAAGAGCUGGUUCAGCACGCCGCGCUUGGCUUCGCCAGGCAAGACGUCCAAGUUGUUAACGUCGACGUUAAUAGGAUCAAACCCAUUCCCCGUUGGAAGAUCCUAUUUAACCACCGUUCGUUGUCUGAGAACAUUAUGAGAGGYAUCGAGAGUGCAAUAGAAAGUUCCAUCAAUGCUGACCCGGGGGUGUGGGAUAGACCUGAGCUCGUUCUUGCGCCGGUUGACCCCAACGUCAUCGUCGGGGGGCAGGGAAGGCGAAUCACGCCGGACGAGUUCUUCCAAAGAGAUUCUGCAGAGUUCGACUGGUACGCUGUCUGCGGUCAGCAUACUGCCGAGGCCAUGAAACGGUUGGUUGGAAAGGAUUCCCCCGCCGUCAAAGUCUACGGCCUCCGCACGUACUCUAAAGUGCGAGUCGUUUUUUUCGAUGAUGACCACACACGCAGGUACUUCAAUGUCUCCCUCUUCGACAACACACGGGAGAAUCGCGCCAUGAUGUUAUACUUCCAGGAUGCUGUGCAUGAUACGUGGCAAUGGUGGAUCGACAACAACAGGAUCGAGGCACUAAAAGCUAAGGCGUGCGACAAGGCGUUCGUGAAACAGACACUCGACAACGAAUACAGCAAGGAUUGGAGUAACAAACUUCGGGGGUACCUGAAUCUCGCCACAUCCACCCGCAUGGUUUGGCCGCUGGUGGAGAAGUUCUUUGCGAUGUUCGAGGAGGGUAAGCUGCCAAUCGGCGACGGCAAGAUCCCACUUGAGAUGCCGGGGAGGAUGGAGGGGCGCCUGCCCGGCCCGUACACUGACGAGAACAAGGGACAACGGACUUUGUACCACUGCAUAUAUGCGAGAGAUGGUCCCAAGGGCUCCACCGUGUCCUGGAAGGAUUUGUGUCCUACGUACUUCAAAAACUUCGGGGACAUGACAUGCCGCGAGAGAGAAGUCGCGCUAAGCCUGCUCAUGUCGGGGAAAGUGGUGGCAACAAAAGUGAGAGUCACGCCUCCGAGGGUGAACACAGAGUGCCUCCUCGACAUUAUGCGCAAGGAGAGAUACAUGGUCCGCAUGUUCAACUACGUCGUGUCUCGCGCCGAGGGAAGGGCAGGGGACGAAUGGAACGACGACUUCUUCAUGUCGUACAAGGACCUGGAAGAGAGGUAUGCUUCAAACGGGUUAUGCGCAGAUAAAUGGGAGAAGCAACGGGAGAAGCUGCAUAGCAACUUAGUGAAGACGAUCCCUCGGCGACUUGGAGGAGUGGAGGAGGCGAGGCAAGGUGAGGGCUUGGGGCCUACAGAAGUGUUGUACAAGGAGGCUCCGUUUCACUUCAAGGUGUUUAUAUACACCACGAUCGAUAAACUCGAUAUGCUUCGAGCGGAGGUGAAACGGAUUGCCUCCAGUGCACGCCAUCUUGUGUGGGACAAACUCAGCAGGGCCGCCAUCGUGGACAUCUCGGACGCGAAUUUCAGCAGUGCAUGGACCUCGCAGGACUUUGAUGCACUGUACGCAAUGAUGGCGAAGUGUUGUGGUCCAAAUUGGGUCCUCCUCUUCUUUGCACCGCAGAAUGUGCAAAGCGAUGUCUUGCGUCAAUUGUACCGUUGGGAGGACAUCGAGCUCAUCCCCGGGUCAUGGAAACGCAUGGACAGGCCGCCGAGCGACUUCACAAGGUACGACAACAUCGCUAUGAGCAGUCGGGACCUGAUGGCAAUCGUGUUGCACGCUGAAGGAGGAGAUCUGAAAAAAGUAACUGUCGCACCCCGACUUCACAACAAUCUCACCGAAGUACAUGUUGUGGAGGAAAAGUUCGGGAAAGUGUCUCGGAAAACACAGUGGCGUCGAGGGCGACGAAAGUGCCGCAUAGUCAAUUUGGGAGGAUGUGUACCACAAGUUGGGACCGAAAGACUGAAGGUGUGGGAAUACUUGUUCCGCGAUGCGCCGGAUGGACGCCUUGAUGGGGGAUACAUAUAUAGGAAAGCCAAGGUGACCGAGGCCCUCAAACAUUAUUACGGUGCUCUAACUGGUGCCUUCGAGACAUUCGUUGCUCGAUGCGAGAUCUUGAGGUUUGAUCUUCACAAAGAUAAACUUACGUUUAAGGACUAUGCAGACCUCGCUAAAUCGGGUGAAGGCUUUAACCCCGUUGACAGCGAGGAAGACUCGUCGGACUCCGACCUCGAGAUCGAAAAGGACACCAAUGCAACCGAGUGGUGUGGGAAGUCCGCUGCCAUGGAGCACAGCGUCAAGGGAUAUGGACCGGGUCAAUCAGAGGGAUGCUCGAACCUGCCACCCGCGAACAGUGUGGCCUCGGGUGUGGACCGGGUUGUAUGUACGCCCGUGGAAGACGACGAAGACGAUGACCUUGAUAUUCGUGCUCAGCCAACGAAGCUGGCGCCAGGCGAUCCGAUUCCUCCCAGAUUUUGUGCGGAUGCAAACAAUGUGUAUUUCUUGGAUGACAAAUACACCUGCACUAGUGAGGACAAGUGGGGCCAUGAUAUCAUUUGGCAUGACGGCAUUUUCGAGCCAUGUAUCCAAGGCGGGGAGUGGAAAAUGGUGGUGAAGUAUGUUGAGCGCGCCGCCGCGCUCAAGAGCAUGGACGUGGACUCCCGAGAAGAUGCCGCCCCUGUGCCCGAGGCGGCCACAGGGAACACGAUGGGUGAACAAAGGGAAGAUGGCGGGAAGACGUUCGGCGUGAAGCCUCCGUUGCCAGAGGCAGGGAACACGCCCGCAGGCAAAAACACCAUCGGAGCCAUCUCUGUCGCAACGGGGGAUACAUCACAAGGUGAAAAAGUGUCACUCGACAAGCCGGCGGAUGCGGGCGCCACAUACGGGAGUCUCCUCGCGACAGGUGAGGCGCUGGCAGACAUAUCGGAGAUGGUGUCAGAGUCCACUGCUGGGAUGGGCAUCACGGGGAUGUCAAUGCAUCCGCCCACAUGCACUUGUAAAGGUGACGCACACUGUACAACAACACCACAGGGAGGGGUCACAGGGCAUGACGGGAAUGGGGGAAAUGCAGGGGGGUCUCCACGUUCUCGCAAUAUUGAGGACAUGACGACGGACGAUGAGGAUGGGGUAGAAGGCGGAAAGGGCGUGAGCGAUCCCACGCAUGCAGAAAAUGAGGGGUGAGACAGGGAAUGAACUUGACGGGAAUCC
Molecule: messenger RNA, 4704 nt
Organism: Chara braunii
Lineage: Eukaryota; Viridiplantae; Streptophyta; Charophyceae; Charales; Characeae
Source: the annotation of a GenBank genome assembly